AUGACUGGUAUCGUUGACGAAGAAAUACAAAAGAUUGAUGCUUUGUUGGCUGCAUGUUACAUCUCUCAAUAUGAAUAUGAUACAAGAAAGAAGGAUAUCUUGGCUCAACAUCAUGCCAAUAUUGAUCCAACCAACAAAUACUCUGCUCAACAACCUUCCAACGAUGACCAAUCGGAAGAGUAUGAUGUAUCCUUUACAGACGAUGACAAUCGUACCUAUAACGUUGAUAACAGUUACAAUAACAGUAAUAGUAGUUACUUUAACGAUAACGCACCAUCUGGUUUCACCAACAAUGAUGAUUAUUCAAACUAUUAUGGAUCUACUACCUAUGGUGGUAGCACCUACAACCCUUCUACUUACUCUACUCCAACCCCAACUCCAACGCCAAUGGAAGAAGAAGAAAAGGAAAUUCCAGUAUUAACUCAUGAUUUUGAAAAGAAUCUUGAUUUAGAUGAUAAUUAUAAUAACAAUAACAAUAACAAUAAUAAUUAUAAUACUAAAGUUGCUGCUAAAACUGCUCCAAAGAAUAAUAAUAAUAAUAAUAAUAAUAAUAAAAGAAAUAAUAAUAAUACUAAUAAUAAUAAUAAUAAAUCAACUACCACAACAACCACCAAUAAUAAUAAUAAUAAUGCACCAACAUUCUUAUCAAUGUUUACCAAUCCAAAACCAGUUGCAGCUGAACCAAAACCAGUUGCAGCUGAAGCACCAACAUUCUUAUCAAUGUUUAUGAAUUCAAAACCAGCAGCAGCUGCUCAACCAAAACCAGUUGUUGUUGCGCCUGCUGUUGUAUCAAAAAAUUAUGAAACAACUACAAUUUAUAAUAAUGGAAAGAGUAUUGUAUUUAAAGCCAAUGCUCCAGAUAGUACUUUACAAGUUGAUUUAUCAAAUUGGACCAAGGAAAGAGAUAACAAUGGACGUCCAACCGAACUAUUUGGUCAAGCAAUGAUAAAUCAAAAAAACAUUUGGAAAAAUGAACAAAUACAAUUAUUAUCAAAAUUGGAUAAAACCAACAGAGUAAAAAAACUACCAAAUGGACAAUUGAAUAUAAAGUAUGUGGCAGGUUCUGAUAUCUCGUUUGCCAAGGGAAACAAGAUUGAUGCUUGUGCAUCCAUUGUCGUCAUGGAAUACCCAUCUCUCAAAGUUGUAUACGAGUCUUACAAGAUGAUCAAACUCACUCAACCAUAUAUUGCAGGUUACCUUGCCAUGAGAGAAGUGGAUCAUCUCGUUGCAUUGUGGCAGAGUCUAAAGAGAACACAUCCACAAUUUACACCAGAUAUUAUGGUGGUUGACGGUAAUGGAGUCAAUCAUAUGAGAGGUAUGGGGUUGGCCUGUCACCUCGGUAUUCUCAUUGAUUGUCCAACUUUGGGUGUUGCCAAAAACCUCUUAGUAUGCCACGGUAUCACCGAAGAGUACUUGGACGAACAAUUUGACUAUGCAACUCUAGGAGAAGCAGUCCAAAUGAAAAGUGACCAAACCAACGAACUCUUAGGUUACUGUACAUACAACAAUGAAAAUGAACGUUUGUACAUUUCACCCGGUCAUAAAAUCGAUGCUUACACUGCUCUCCAAGUUUACGAACAAACCACCAAGACCCACAACCUCCCAGAACCAACCUACAUUGCAGAUCACUACUCUCGUGAAUUCCUUCGUAUUUAUUAUAAACUUUUUAAAGCAUAA
Messenger RNA from Cavenderia fasciculata, 1677 nucleotides. Its product is annotated as putative endonuclease V. The transcript has 2 exons. Gene Ontology annotation, biological process: DNA repair. Gene Ontology annotation, cellular component: cytoplasm; nucleolus. Lineage: Eukaryota; Evosea; Eumycetozoa; Acytosteliales; Cavenderiaceae. Gene Ontology annotation, molecular function: RNA endonuclease activity producing 5'-phosphomonoesters, hydrolytic mechanism; single-stranded RNA binding. The coding region runs from base 1 to 1677 and encodes 558 amino acids. The record is from RefSeq and is a predicted model, not a curated record.